Molecule: messenger RNA, 3569 nt
Organism: Topomyia yanbarensis
Lineage: Eukaryota; Metazoa; Arthropoda; Insecta; Diptera; Culicidae
Product: neural cell adhesion molecule 2-like
Exons: 7
Coding region: 597-2108 (503 amino acids)
Cellular component (GO): neuron projection
Molecular function (GO): protein binding
Source: RefSeq, a predicted model, not a curated record
GUCAGUCUCGGUUGGCUGUUCGUUCGAUUCGGUUUGCGGGCUAGACGGAAAACACACGGGCGCUUUCCCACACACUCAGUGCGUCGAGGGUGAUACUGGCAACGGCAACUGGACGAUUGCUUUGAUUGAUAUUCGGUGAUAAACGAGUGAAGUGCAGUGCGUUGUCAUUAUUCAUCGUUUGCGUUUUUUUUUAUUAAGCGUUCGAGAAGGAUUAUGUGAUUUAGAAAGGGUUUAAUUGGUGCGACGACGUUGGAAAGUUUUCGGGGUACGACGCUAAACUCGUAAUCCAAUUAGUGCGUUUGCCAAAGAAAUCAUAAAACCAUGUGCAACAAUUCAUAACAUGUUCCGCCGUGAGUUCGUGUUACGUAUUUGAAUUACCGUAGCCGAAAGCGAACAGGGAAAGCAAAGGUGGAAAUGCAAUGUUGGGUAGUAUAAAAGCAGUGAAAAGCGUCUAGUGUUGCACAAGUUGCGAAGCAAAUGUUUCCAAAGGCGGACAAAAAAGUUGUCCAGAAAUAAAAUUAAUUAGUGUUGUUCCCACUUCGGACAAACCGGUCUGAGCAAACAACCCCACCCCCGGGGUUCAAACGGAUUAAAGGAUGGCGAACCGUAGGAUUACCGUGACCCGAAUGCAUUUUGGAUUAAAUUUCAUCAUUCUCAUUAUCGUUUCCUCCAUCUACGGUAACCACACGCUGGACAGUGGGAAAACCACCGACAGUAGCACCGGUUCCAGCGAUCCACCAGCACACGGUCAUCAUCCUCCUCCUCCUCCACCCAGUUCGGUGCUGUCGUUGAUACCGGACGAGGAGAUGGCCCACUUUGUGAACCAGUCCCGGAUGGUGAGCUGCCGGUUCUCCAACCCGGACGUGAAACUCAAGUGGCGCAAUCCGAAGAACGCCAUUGUCACCGACACCAAGGGACGGGUGCACAUCGAGGAGCUCGGCGGAUCGCUAACCCUCAUCUUCGAGUCCAUUAUCCGACCGGACCAGGGUAACUGGACCUGCGAGGCGGCGGACGAUGGCAGCGGGAAGGUUCGGAAAAAGUCCUUCAAAAUGAUAGUUAAUGAGCCAAUCUCGUUCCGGGACACACGAACCGUUCAAACGGCGGUGGAAGAUAAGGACGCCACCAUCCGGUGCGAGGUGAGAGGACAUCCGGAACCGUCGGUGUCGUGGUACUUCAAUGGACAGCCAUUAUUCCCUCCGAACGGAAAGUACACAAUGCUGGCGGACGGACUGCUAAUCAAGCGAGUCUCGAAGAAUGACAGCGGCGAAUACACGUGCAAGGCGUUUCAGGUUUCAGCAGCCGGAAGCAGUUUCCAGGAGAAAACGAUUCGGCUCAACAUCAAACACAAGCCUUACUUCCCGAGGCGCGGUUACGGUGCGGUAAACGUGACUUACGGCUACGUAGGUGGGGCAGUCAAUUUAACGUGCGAGGCUGCCGCGGAACCACCGGCCAACUUCUCCUGGUCCGCUAACAACAAGAGGUUCUCCCAUAAAAAUCACCCCAUCUACAGCGGACAGCACGUUUCCCUGUUGCAGAUAAUGAUCAAAAACAGUACCGCUUUCGGCAAAUACAAAUGCGAAGCGAAAAACGAGCUCGGAACAAUCUCGAGGGAAAUUCUGCUCAAGGAAGGUACUAAACCGGAUCCACCUAGCAGGUUUCAACUGCGCGGUGUCAACUCGGACACGCUGGACAUCGACGUCGGAGCGAAGAAGUCACACGACGUUGAUCCGGACCAUUCCACCAUCAUCGGUUACCGUUUCGAGCUGAUCCCCACGGAGGAGUACGCAAAGCACCACAGCUGGGACCGAGCAAACCGACGUGACUUUGACGUCGAGGAUGGGGUCACGUACUUGCUGGUGCACCUGAUACCGGAUACGAAGUACCUCAUCCGGGUGGCAGCCCGAAACGCUGCCGGUCUGAGCGAGUGGACCGAGGUAAAGGAAUUUUCCACCCAUCCGCUUCAACCGCACGGUUUCAACUCCGGUACCAGCCGGGGUGAUUUAGGAACUGCUGCGCAGUAUAUCCGGCUACUGCUUCCACUGCUGGUUGCUACUUCCAGUUUCGGUAUGCACUCGAUCACGACGAAAACAGCGACGUCGACAUUUUAACCACAUUCGGGAAUCGCGCACGUUUUCGGAAAGGACGAGAUGUAGGGUGGGGAAACAGUCGAUAAAAAUAAAAGUUCAAUCAAAAGACAACCCAAAGCGAGCAAAAAGUAACACCGCCAUAGGGCAGCGCAGGAAUCAGAUGGCGUUUGACGUCGCAUUCAUUCAUCUAUAAAACCUCAACUCACUAGCCCCCUACCGCCCCCUUCAACCAACAAUGCCCGGUAGGUAGGACACUUUUCCAACGGAAAAAGGUUUUUUUUUUCUAGCUGUUCGAUGCAUUGCAAUUCGUUGAUGUCCACCGUUGACCAAUCAAUGAUUUGGGGACGAGAAAAACGUAAUCGCGAAGCGAACUAAUUUGACUCACCUUUUUUGGGGGGCAGUUAAACGAAUUUUAAGUGCAGAGCAGCAUGCAGUGCUUGAACGUGGAUGGUUAUAGUGGACAGACAAAGUGGACGUAACACUUCGUAAGUUGGAGAAAUGCAGGUAUUUUAAGUUCUAAAAAAUCGUGUCCCCUCUGUCCAACCUGUGACGAAAACAUUAGUAGAUAAUACGAGUUACUUUUUGUGUGUCCGGGAAUGAUGUCCGGAUCAGUGUAGGAAAACAGAUUUAAUUAUGUUUAGUCUAUCAUUAAAUGAGUAUAUCAAUUGUUGAUAGUUAGAGUAAUGCCGUCUCCGGGAAACGCCCCGCUUGUAGCACCUAGUCACCGAGGACGAAAGAGUUUUUUAUUUCUAGUCAUAGUUUAAACUACAACUGCAAAUCAAACUAGUGUUGGUUGACGGUGUUCAAAUCAAACAGUUAGGCGGGUGAUUUUUGUUUUUCUCAGUACAACUUCCAGCUUCUAGUCGCGAUCAGCCAAUAGCUCGACGUCGUGGUUAUUGUAAUCCUGGCUAUUGCGCUUAUGAUGUUAUUUGGAGUGAAGCAUUGAGUUUUUUGUCAGUAUCCAGAGUAUCUUCCGAACUCCUACAAUUUCAGAGAAGGUGAGCCAAUAAGAUCAAGAAGGUCGUUUGAAAGUAGGAAAGAAAAUCCUCAGAGAAUUUCCAUGUAAUUAUAAAAUUUCUUCAAACAGCAGAGUGUUCACGGAUAUGUCAAUAAAAGCUAAGUUUUUUGUUAGUUUCAUAUUACAAUAUAAUCUAUUUGAUUUAAUUUAAUUUGAUUGCACUUUAACUAAUUUCGCAAGGAAAGUAAGGCCGUCUAGUCAGCCUUUCUUUAGAACAAUCGUGUCGAUGUCCUUAAGCCAACACCGACCACCUUCUCAAACUGACAAAAGAUGCGCAGUGAACACAAAGAUUCGUCCGUCUUCAUUGAUGCGAUAUGAGCAGAUUUGUCCACUUCCUCAUCUCUCCAUAACUCAACCGAUCUUUUCAGUCUAGUGGGCCCUGCUUUUCUAUGCAAUAUUUUUUUCGUUAUUUGACGUACUCAGUUGGUUCAAGCGAAGUAAGUUGUAGCAAUCAAAUUAGUUUA